Messenger RNA from Oncorhynchus gorbuscha (pink salmon), 2744 nucleotides. RefSeq names its product RUNX1 partner transcriptional co-repressor 1 (gene runx1t1). The record is from RefSeq and is a predicted model, not a curated record. Gene Ontology annotation, molecular function: transcription corepressor activity. Gene Ontology annotation, biological process: negative regulation of DNA-templated transcription; DNA-templated transcription. Lineage: Eukaryota; Metazoa; Chordata; Actinopteri; Salmoniformes; Salmonidae. Bases 742 to 2544 code for a protein of 600 amino acids. The transcript has 11 exons. Gene Ontology annotation, cellular component: nucleus.
UCAGAGACAGACGGGAUCACAGCCAUUCCUCAGAUAGAGGCAGAGCUCAGUAGUCUUUCUGAACGAAAUGGCAAUAAAAUAACCAAAUCCGUACUAGUAUAUCGUUGUUAUACACUUCUACUUGACCUCUACAACCUGUUUUAGGUCAGACGCCUCCGCCUGUCACCCACGCCUCCUCCCACCGCUGGGAGCCCGCCCACACCUCCUGGCCUCCCUCCACCUGGGUCCUGGAACUCCGCCGACCGACCGAAUCCAGCUGCAGGCGAAGGAAGCACCACUAUUCUAUUCCUCGUUCGAACGGCAACCGAUACACAACCGGCAGGCGCGCGAGACGUAUGAAAAGGCAAAUCCGAACGUGUGGUCAUUCAUCUCUAAUUCUAGACUACCCUAUAUCUAUAAACGAAAUUAUCAACAUUUUUAGAAAACUAAAAGGCUUUCAAUUACAGAAAGCAGAACAGAAGCGGGAGUUAAUGUUUUGGAGCUUCGCAUCAUCUCGGUGUUUUCUCCAGCUGCGCUCAACUCGAACACCGGUUCAGUUUCGUUCCAUCCAGAAUUCUGUCCACUGAAUGAAGAAUCUUUGCCACCCUGCGGUUUUGCUGGUCUAAAGUUCUGACGGACGGUUCUGACUUUGGAGGCGUAUUCUAAUAGACUGGACGGAGAAACAUUAGUCGUUCUAACAUAUCGAGUGGACGAGUCAGAGACUGGCUGGAAAUUAUUUGUUUGCCCUCAACACCGUAACGCAUGGUGGGAGUUUCUGCCUCUUUUCAGUAUCACACUGAGAAGUGCUCCACUAUGCCCGACUCACCUGCGGAUGUGAAAACACUAUCCAGGUUAACUCCAACCACCAUGCCUCCUCCUCCUCCAACCACCCAGGGAGCCCCUCGAACCAGCUCCUUCACACCUACUACAUUAACCAACGGCAACAACAGCCACUCCCCCACAGCAUUAAAUGGAGCUCCCUCGCCACCCAACGGCUUCAGCAACGGGCCUAGCUCCUCAUCUUCCUCGCUGGCGAAUCAGCUGCUCCCUCUUGCGUGCGGUGCCCGGCAGCUCAGCAAGCUGAAACGCUUCCUCACAACUCUACAGCAGUUCGGCAACGACAUCUCACCCGAGAUCGGAGAACGCGUCCGCAUGCUGGUGCUGGGGCUGGUGAAUUCCACGUUGACCAUAGAGGAAUUCCACUCCAAGCUCCAAGAAGCGACCAACUUCCCGCUCCGACCCUUCGUCAUCCCGUUCCUGAAGGCCAACCUGCCACUCCUACAGCGGGAACUGCUGCACUGUGCCCGUCUGGCCAAGCAGAACCCAGCUCAGUACCUGGCACAACACGAACAGCUCCUCCUGGACACCUCCCCCACCACCUCCCCCGUCGACUCCUCAGAACUACUCCUAGACAUCAACGACAACGGCAAGAGGAGAACACCUGACAGAACCAAAGUGAAUGGCUUCGACAGGGAUGGCCCCCUGCACCUGGAGACCUCCAGUAAGAGACUCUGUACGAUCAGCCCGGCAGGCCAACGGUUCAGCCCCUCCAACGGUCUCUCCUACCAACCUAACGGCCUGGCCCAUGGACACCCCACGCCGCCCCCUCCCCCGCCCCCACAGCACUACCGGCUGGACGACAUGGCCAUCACAAACCAUUACAGAGACUCACCACACUACCGCCACCCCAACCACAACCACCGCGAGCUCAGGGAGAGACCACGACCACUGGGAAUGCACGGGGCUCGUCAGGAAGAGGUGAUCGACCACCGGUUGACAGACAGAGAAUGGGGGGAGGAAUGGAAGCACCUUGACCAUGUAAGAAAACUGCUGAACUGCAUCAUGGACAUGGUGGAGAAGACGAGGCGUUCUCUCACCGUGCUGCGGCGCUGCCAGGAGGCCGACAGGGAGGAGCUUAACUACUGGAUCAGACGAUACAGCGAUGCGGAUGACCUGAAAAAAGGAGCCAGCAGGACCCAGAGCAGACAGCACAGUCCUACAGGACAGGACGACCUCACUACAGAGAUUCACCGGGAUCUUCUCCAUAGACCAGUGACGACCGGAUACGUACCUGAAGAAAUCUGGAAGAAAGCUGAAGAGGCUGUGAACGAGGUGAAGCGUCAGGCCAUGUCAGAGCUCCAGAAGGCGGUGUCAGAGGCAGAGAGGAAGGCCCAUGAGAUGAUCAGCACUGAGCGGUCCAAGAUGGAGCGUAUGGUGGCAGAGGCCAAGAGACAGGCAGCGGAGGACGCACUGACUGUCAUCAACCAGCAGGAGGACUCCAGCGAGAGUUGUUGGAACUGCGGGCGGAAGGCGAGCGAGACCUGCAGCGGCUGUAACACGGCACGCUACUGCGGCUCCUUCUGCCAGCACAAAGACUGGGAGAAACACCACCACGUGUGUGGACAGACUCUCCAGGCCUCCCAGGCUACUCAGCAGCAGCAGGGUACAGAGACCUCCACUACACCCUCUAGUAGAGCAGGCAGCCCAGCCGGAACCCCGCCUGCCACCACACCCCGCUCCGCCACUCCAGGAACCCCCUCUACGCUGGAAACCACGCCGCACUAAACCGGGAGCCAUCGGAGACUCCCAGUAGCCCAACAUGACUGACUCACUUCAUGCUAACGCGCUAACGCUACUUCUGUUGGAGUAGUGGAGGUUCCACACAGGAGGUUUAUACAUGUAGAUCAGUCACAUUGACUUGUCAUGAUUAACUAUGAACACAAAUAUAUUAUGAUUGUUAUUAUUACUAUUGCUGUUAUCAUUCG